Larimichthys crocea (large yellow croaker) is the source of this 2331-nucleotide messenger RNA. RefSeq lists its product as uncharacterized. Gene Ontology annotation, molecular function: calcium ion binding. The record is from RefSeq and is a predicted model, not a curated record. The transcript has 10 exons. NCBI's taxonomy places the organism in Eukaryota, Metazoa, Chordata, Actinopteri, Sciaenidae. The coding region runs from base 118 to 2229 and encodes 703 amino acids.
UCACCUGCUCCUGCAGGAAAGGAAAACAGCAGUUUAACUGGAGCUGUGAGGUUCAACCUGACUUCUUUUUUUUUGCAUACAUUUAAGAAGUUAAACAGACAAAGUUUUGGUCUUAAAAUGCCACGAAACAAUAGCUUCAGCUUUAAAAGUGUGCUGCUCAUAUUUCUGCUGAUUUUUGGUAUAUUUUGGAAACCCUGUGAUUCACAGGAGAACAGAGAAGCCAGCAGGCCUCCAGAUGGACACGGAGGUGGCGAUGGUGCUUUCUUCGCCCUGCGGAGCUGCCACCAGCUGCUGCAUGGUGACACUGGUGAGUUUUUCUCCCCAGAUUACCUCUGCUCCAACCCGCCUCUGUGGUGCAACUGGACCAUCCAGGUAGAUCCUGGAAAGAGGAUUCAUCUCCACCUGGAAGACCUGACGGCCGAUGAUGCCUGCCAACUGAAACAGGACCAGGUCCACGUGGAUGAGCCACAUUUUAGAGGUCACAAGGUCCUUCAGAAGUGCUGGCGAGAGGCCAAGUACACCUCCUCCACCAACAUUCUGCAUGUGGUGCUUCUGAUUGGCAGCUCAUCCAACCCACCGUACAGGGGCUUCUAUGGCCGCUACCAGGCGUUUGGGCCACCAGUGAUUUACAACCCACGGGAAGGACUCACAGAGAGAUACAGGAAGUCAGAACAAUCUCCUGGACUCAUGGACUCCAAUGAAUUUGGACCAGUUAUGAAUGGUGAACAGAUGGAGUCAGAAUUGCCGCAGCAUAUAUCACCACCAAAUUCUGACCUAAUGUAUGAUUAUUAUGAUCAACCUUCAGUCAUGACCGAGCUGCCCUGGGAGCCUGAGGAGAACACAGAUGAGGUGGAUGAAAACCACCAUCCAGCCUCAGAAAACUACACCCAAGACUACCCAUUCACAGCCGUGCCCACAGUGCCAGUAUCCACACAGGGGACCUCUCGAUGGGGAAGAGGUGCCGCUCAAACCACUUCAGACCCGUCUGACUCAACUGUCCAUCCAGAGCCGCCACCACAACAUGACGCUCAGAACCAUGAGCUCAAACCCACCACGAGCAUCCCAGCACCAACACAAAGUAAUGUGGAGGAAGCCUCAACUCAUCCACAGGAAACUGCUGCUUCAGAGGAAGACAGGAGCAGACAGAGCCUGUCAGAAGAGGAGUCUGCUGAUGGUAAGGAAAGGAUGGAGGUCAGCGAGGCCUCAGACCAGCUUCCCUCCUCCUCUGAAGGACCAGGACCAGAACUAGAGAAGACUGAGCAGACUCAUCCUCACCCCAACAUGGUGGAGCCGCUGUCGGACCACAGAGGGAAGCUCGACUUCAGAAAUCACUCUGAGAGAUCACAUCUUCCAGGUGAUCACUUGUUUGAAGUGGCUGUUGAAGUGAAUUUCAGUCAGGAUUUAGAGGAGUCCUGGGACGACCUGGCCCGGUCACUGCUACUGUCAGUAAAGGCUUUGAUCAGCGAGCAGCUAGAGGCUCUGCACACACAGCUGUCCAUGUCUCCUAAAAGAAUUAAAAGGCUGAACGCAGGCGUGCUGUACAUCCUCUGGCUUCAGAUCGGGCAGGGGCCUGGAGGUCCACAGGUCCACAGGGCCAUCCACUCCGCCAUACAGGGCCUCAUCGCCACAGAUGUCAGCAUACGUGGAAUUCACAAAGAAGCUCUCAUCAUCUCUGUGUCGACGGCAGAUGUAAACGAGUGUGAGACCCAGCUGAUGCUGUGUGACAUUAAUGCAGACUGUGUGAACCAGUUCGGUUCGUACUCGUGCCACUGCAGGCCGGGCUUCCAGGAUGAGUCCCGUCUGGGAUCAGGAGGAACUGUCUGCGUUGAUGUGAGGGCUGCAGGUUGCAGCUCAGGCCUGUCUGCUGAGACUAAAGGCGUCUACGUGCUUUUCUUCCUGCUCAGCUCCCUCAUCCUGAUGCUGUUGGCAGCAGCCGGCAUGCUGUACCACCGUCACCACCAAGGGGCGUUCCUGGUUCGCUGCCACAGCGGCAGCAUCUCCCCUCCUGACCUCAACAACAACAACAACCGCUAUCAUGACAACAGCUACUCCAGCCCUGCUGACUCUGACCUGCCACCUCCACCCCCACCCCCUCCUGCCCGGGGUUUCAGGGAGGGCUGGCCUCAGGUGAAGGAGCGCUGCCCGGCCGUGGACCUGCAGCUGCUACGCUUCAGCCCGCUGCUGCUGUCUGAUAGCUACAUUGAGCCAAAGGAGGAUGGGAAGAACUGAGCUGAUGGUGGGCGUGGAGCUGUCUGAAAUCUAUUUAGUUUCUUUUCUGUUUUGUCUUAAUAUCUGAUCACGAUUUGUAAAUAAAGUCACAACAAAACAGUC